CCCCCUUCCUCCACUGCAGUACAACAGUUUCAGUAUUACACUGUGCCGGUACAGUGUUAGGCAGACAGGCAGUCUAAUAGCAACAGGGUGUAACGUCCAAGGUCGACUCUGAGAUGGAGCGUGGCACGGGGCGCGGCGCUGCCAGACGAAAGAAAAGUCCGGAACCACAGUCUCCAAUUAGCAAGCGUGUACGAACAGAGAACAAUGUGAGCCCCAAGGAAUCGCCAGUACCAAAACUUUCAGGUCGUCCCCUUAGACCUCGUAAGAAACCUAUACCUGAUAUUGUCCUUCGUAGCCGCACUAAUAAUAAGGUGAAAAUCCAUGAGGAUUACACCUGCAUGCUUUACAAGACAGAAAAGGAAGAGGCUAAGUACUGUCUCCUGCAGGUGGCUUGUUUCAAGGAAAAAUACGUCUUCUUUAUGCGCUCAGGACGCAAGGGAGAAGACGGAAAGUGGCACGCUGCCAGAGAACCGAACGUAAAGGAGGCGAUGAAGUCUUUCAAAAAAAUGUUCCGGGAGAAGACUGGGGUCGGAUGGAAUAACAGAGACAGCUUCGUCGCCCAACCUGGAAAGUAUAUCCUCGCUGAAAAGGAUGAAGAUGACGAUAACAAGGAAGAGAUCUCUGAUGACGAAGGUGGACAAAGUGCCGAAGAAGAGGAGGAGGAGAUUCAGCCGCUUGACGAACGAACAGAAUUGAUGGUGAAGCUGAUUCUUGACAGGGACAUGUUUUUGGACCAGCUUGCUGUCUUAAAGCUUGACACAAACAAGGUCACCCUCGAGAAACUUAAUGAGAAGCUGUUUGACAAAACUGAAGAGAUGUUUAAUGAUAUUGAAAAGGCAGUUAAGUUCAGAAAGCCACCGUCAGUCCUGAGAGAACUGUGGACAAAAUUCUACCAAACGGUUGUCCACCAAGACCAGGAAAGGGGAAGUUGUCCUCAGCAGGCAGUCGAUAAUCCAGAGGUUCAUCUGUACAAAAAGAAGGAACUGAUGUCUAUCCUCAGUGAUACGAGAUUAACUUGGAAUACGUUAGAGGAGAUUGGACACAUGAGUUUAGAGGAGCAGUUUCAUCAACUUGGAUGUAAGCUUAGACUUCUGGAAAAAGACAGUGAGGAAUAUAAGCUUCUGGAGGAGUAUGCAGGUGCUUGCCCAAACUCUCGCCGAGGGACGCUACUGGACGUGUGGUCUGUACAUCGUCCCCAAGACAAGAUCAGGGCUGAAGAGCAUGCAAAACUGGACUACCGCAAACUUCUCUGGUAUGGAGUUAACGUGGCGCAGAUGGCUGCCGUACUGCAGCAUGGAUUACGAAUCACGCCGUUCUCCGGGGGGAGCUUGGGCAAGGGAAUCUACUUAACUCCAGAACAUGCAAAGGCUUCAUGGAACGUGGGCGUUCACUGGGGAAAGUACGAAGACGAACGGAAUGUUGGUUUCAUGUUCCUUGUGGAGACUGCACUCGGCAGAAUGAGGUACAUCAAAAUGGGUAACAGUUCUCUGACCAGACCUCCAGAUGGCUUCAAUUCUAUAGCUGCCAAGGGAAGAUUAGAACCAGAUCCAUCGAAUGACGAGAUGAGGAAAUUUGAUGGCAAAAGGGUAGUGGUACCCGUUGGGCCUCCUGUGCCUCAGAAAGAAUUUGAGGCAAGCGGCUUCUUACAGAGCCAGUACGUGGUCUAUGACGAAGGACAGGUGCAGCUUCGAUAUCUUACAAAAUUUUCAUUUGCUUAAGAGAUGAAUCCUGUGAUAUAUAUAUAGAUGUCUGGUAUGCUUUUUGUUUGUUGAUGUUAGAAGCCUAUUUUUUGCUAUAUAUAUUUAUUAUUUUAUUUAAUAUUUCUAUCAAGCAUUUGAUAAAUAUUCCACAGAUCUGAUAAAUUCAACAAAUUUAUUAAUCCAUAGCUCAUACUGUUCAUACAUAUUGUUAGUUAUCAUGGAAGACAAUGCACAAAAUGUAUUUCAUGACAUGACCUGUACAUGUAUGUGCAUAACCUUUACACACACACACAAAAAUGGAUAUAUAUAUUGUAAUGGAGUCUAAUGGCAUUUCCAGUGUUUAUUUUGAAAUUAAUAUUCCUUAGUUAUUUUUCCUUAGUAUAUACUUACAUUUUUUUCAGAUAGGUUUCAUUAAAAAUGUAAAGUGUUGUGUAUAUAGUCAAUGUGUGUACCAUGUAGUGGUAGGAUUUUUUCUUUCUUUCUUUUUUUUCUCACCAUUAUUUUUUUCUGUAUAAUGUUUAUUGCCAUCUCAAAAAGUGUUUGAAAGGAAGUUUAAUAACAGCUGGUAAAGGACCAAUAAGGUGCAGAGAUAACCAAAGAUAAGGGACCAAGGUAUUAGGUAUAAAACCUAAUGGGCCAGUAUUGCAAUUCGGACUAUUCGGAAAAAUACAUUGAGAUUGUAUUGAAAACUUGAAAAGUGCACCAAAUGUUACUGUGAUUAUGGAAGUAAUGUUUUACUUGUUCAUUUUUACAAGAAGCUAGUUUGUUUAUAAUUCAAAGGUUGCAAAUGUAGGGAGUCAAGGAUUUUGUUCUCUAGAUAUUAUUCAGAUCUGAAUAUUAUUCCUUCUUUUCAUAAUGUAUUGAUCAUUAAUUUUCAGGAUAAUU
This is a messenger RNA of Penaeus monodon (black tiger shrimp), 2585 nucleotides long. RefSeq names its product protein mono-ADP-ribosyltransferase PARP3-like. The transcript has 13 exons. Gene Ontology annotation, cellular component: site of double-strand break. The coding region runs from base 114 to 1718 and encodes 534 amino acids. The record is from RefSeq and is a predicted model, not a curated record. Gene Ontology annotation, molecular function: NAD+ poly-ADP-ribosyltransferase activity. Lineage: Eukaryota; Metazoa; Arthropoda; Malacostraca; Decapoda; Penaeidae.